Messenger RNA from Ictalurus punctatus (channel catfish), 8574 nucleotides. RefSeq names its product jumonji domain containing 1Ca (gene jmjd1ca). The transcript has 27 exons. Bases 328 to 8142 code for a protein of 2604 amino acids. The record is from RefSeq and is a predicted model, not a curated record. Gene Ontology annotation, molecular function: histone H3K9 demethylase activity; transcription coregulator activity; chromatin DNA binding. Lineage: Eukaryota; Metazoa; Chordata; Actinopteri; Siluriformes; Ictaluridae. Gene Ontology annotation, cellular component: histone deacetylase complex; chromatin. Gene Ontology annotation, biological process: regulation of transcription by RNA polymerase II.
ACUGAGUAAGAGAGAGAGAGAGAGUGAGUGAGUAAGAGAGAGAGAGAGAGAGAGAGAGAGAGAGACAUAAUGACUGUUACUACUCUCAGUGUAAAUCAGUUUCACUGCGCGCGCGCACACCGCUCUGUAGCCGGAGCCCGUGGACUGGGAAUUUAAACCGGCCACCCGGUAUUCUGUCCCACUGACAAUCCCAACACCGUUAUUUCCUUUAGUCGGGUUGUUUUUAUCUGUUUGGAAAUAUGAUUAUACGGUAGUCGGAGCGCUUCCUGGAAGUUAGUUUCCCUGCGGAUAUAGUGUUUGUGGCACUUUUUUCUUUCGGCGGGGAACAUGGAGCUGGAGCUGGUGGGUCGGCGCUUCCUGUGCGUGAGCGGCGGAGAGGAGCGCGAGCUGGGCGGCGUGGCGCGCUGGGGCUGGAGAGCCGGACUCAUCCGCGCUGUCACAAGCCGCCACACUGACAGCCCGACUCUAGCUGUGUGUGUGGAGUGGGACGGCGAGCCGGCAGCAGAGUGUAGAUGGAGGAGGCUCAGGGAGGAGUGGGAGGUGUUUGUGCUGGAACACGAGCUGGUAUGGGCCAAGAGGAACAGCACCUCACAGGAGAACAGCUCUCCACAGCCUGCACUGGCUUUCCAGCCCCUGACUGGCCAAGCGCAAGUGGGCGGAGUAGCAGUGGUGGAGUUCCUGUCGGACAGAGAGCUGGAGUUCUACACAGAAACAGAAGAGCUGCGUCCGUAUGAGGGGGAAGUGGAUGGCAGGAGCUCAGUGCUGAGAGAAGAUCUUUCAAGCCAUGAGCAGCUCCAGGCUUGGCUCAGACAUCGGCAGUUCCAGCACAUUCUUCAGCUAGGACAUGGCAGUGUGAAGGGCCUCAGGGUAAAGGUGUUCAGACCUGAUUCCAAACCUCAGUGGCUCCAUGGUAUUGUCAGCCAUCAUGAUCAGAACAGCAGAACCAUGACUGUCCUGAGCGACCAGGUAGAAGAGCCUCUGAGUGUGGACCCAGCGCUUGUGCAUGUGCUGGUUCUGGAUGACAUUAGCCAGUUGUUAUUAGUGGAAGAAAAUGGCACAACAAAUUGCAAACCUCACACUAACAAGAUCAGCAGGAUCACCCUGAAUGCAGGAAACAGGUCAAGAAACAGUACAGAAACAGACCAGGUGUGUAGCUUGGGGCCAGUGCAGAGGAAACAGACAGAGCUGUGCAGAGAGAACUCCAACUGCAGUCUGACAGAGGAAAACACAGAUGGGAUGAGGGAGGAGAGUGAAGCUGAUGAAGCGAGAGCAGAUUCCUCAAAGAGUAGGAUCAACCAUAGCGAGAGGAAGAGGAGGAAAGCAGUGGAUAUGGAAGAGCAGGACAAAAUGGACAGUAGAAGUGCUGGGUUGAAGAGGCCGAAAGGUAACAGUGGCUCUGACCAGUCAGAGUGCAGUGAUACGGAGGGCAGCAUCUUGGACUCAAAAAACCUACAGAGAAAAUCUUUAAAGAAGUCACCUGACUGCAAGACAGUCAACAAUCCUGCAGCACAUUUAGGACAUGGCCUGAAGGCUCACUCGUCUCCCAAAAGCAUAGAACUUUCUUCUAGACAAUUAGCAGAGAAUGAAUGCCAGAGAGUAGGGAAAGUCAUGCCCUUGCAGGCUCAUCUAACCAACACACCCUGCAAUGGCGUGUACCAAACAGUCAGUUCACUACAGUGCACUAUGGGACUGGGCUGUGAUAAAGCAGAGAUGGAACCGGGAGAUGGAGUGAUGGAGAUGGAAGACCAGAGCGAAGGUGCAUCACAAGAGGACUGUGAAGCUGUCUCUGCCCUACUGGCAUCCCAAGAGAAUGAGCAGCUAGUUUCCUUGGAGACUGCAUGUGUGUUGUUGCACACGUCACCACCAGAGUGCGAGGGUGUUGAGGGUGAGCAGGAGAUUCCACCGGGUGACCCAGAGGUCAGGAUUUCUGCUUUGACAUGCCCAGAAGUCAUUACACCCAGUUGUGACUCAGCAGAAACAGUGGAAGAAGAGCCGAGAGUAGCUUUGACUCACUCUCCCACUGUGCUUUGCAAUACAAAGGUAGAUUCUGCUAAAGUAGUUAAGUCAAGUCAGUCCCCUGGAGCUACUAGUCCUAGACACGAUGCUGCUCUUGUCUCAGAAAUUACCCACAAGACCACUGUACGCCUAAGUCCUUGUUCCUCUCUUGAGGUGAUUUCCAAGCCACCAGAGAUUACAGAGGUUACCAGGCUGAAGUGCAAUGCCUCUCCUCAAGCUGCCAAAUUUGAAGAGCGCAGUUUGCCCUCAAAAGUCAGUACAGAUAAAGUUCUCAUGGGCUUUAAAAGCACACAUGGUUCCAAAGCAACCUCUACCCCAACCCUUCAUCAACAUAAUGCACCCUCUCCUAGCAAAACAGAUACACAGGCUCAAUCAAGGACCCCACCUCAGAAUAUUGCCCAUAACCCUAAUCACAUGCCUUCUACCGAUAAACCAACUAAGAGUCCACUGAUCAUUGACAGAAAUGAGCCUUUCACAGUGUAUCGAGACCCAGCACUUGUGAGAAGAGAACUGGAGAGCCGUUCUACCUAUGUCCAACCCCCACACACCCCACCCAACCUCCAUUCAAAACACCAUCUGAAGAGCCCAUCUCCCUCCUCUAGCUCCCCCGGCCUUACCUCCACGACAUCCCACACCAAGAUCAUGAGUCCUGCUGCACACCUCUCACCUCUUCCCCUCCCUUCCCAGUCUCCUUUGUGUUCUACUCACCCCUCCAUCCCCCACCCUCACCUGCUUCCUUCUCUCCUGCCUGGUUUGCCCCCACCCUCAGCACUCCUGGCUGGACAUGCUCGGCUGGGGCCUCUGGGUCUCCCCCACCACCCAUUGACCCUGCAGGCGACCCAGUCUCUCCUGGGCCAGGGACCAGGAACUGCUUCCCUGGCACCAAUGGGCCUGUACCCAGUCCUCUGGCCCCCUUUUCCUAAUGGGGUACAUGGCUACGGUCUGGGAAUACCAGGGUCCAAGUGGACACCCUCAGAGACUGCAAGCAUGUCUGAGGCUAGCCUGCGGAGGAACACACCUAGCCCCUGGGUCCCUCAGACUUCUCCUGUAACCAGUGCAGAAAGUCAGGGUUUGCGACUCCCCCUACCUGUACGGCCCUCAAGCGCUGAACCCCAGAGACCAUCCAGGAGUGCCCAGCCCAGCACCCCUACCUCUAAAAGCACAGAGGAACCGGAGAGGAGGGCUUUUACAGAGACACAAAGCCCCAUCCACGUACCGCUGAAGGUGGAACAGGAGCGUAUUAGGGCAGUAGUGGGAAAGAAUGGACACACAUCCCACUCUACAGUCACAGAGUCACCUUCUGCUCGCUCCAAACAGCCCCAGUUGGUGUAUGACCUUACAGGUGACCGCACCAGCUGUUACCAGGAGGAGAGCCGGCGCAUUCUGCAGGAGAGCAUUGAAGUAGCACCAUUCACAGCCAAACUCAGCUCAGACAGAGAACCCUACCCUAAAAGCCCUACUCCUUCACUGCAUUUCAAAGAGAGAGAGAAAGAGCAACAGCGUGAGAGAGAGAUGCACAUGUUCAGACAUAGCGUGCCUCCCAGGUUGCAGUCAGCCCAGCCUUCACCGACACUCACGCAGAAUAGCUACUACACCCCAGCAGCUGGCAGUGUGGAGAACAAGGCUUCUGCGCGUAGAGCUCCACCCAACAAGGAGCUGUACGAGAGACUGAGUUCCCCAAACACUGCUGCCUCCGUCCUCUCUUCACCUAGUACACAAAGCACAGCUAAGGCUAGACCUCCACCCCUCAUCAAGCGCAACCCUGAGAAAGAGGAAGGUCUCCUGGGCAAGAUUACAGAACAGUUGAUCUCAAAAGCUAUCUCCACAGACCCAUUGGAAGUCAGUAGCAUGGAGAGAAACGGCUCCUCCACUUCUCUCAUUUCUGUCUCUUCUUCUUCUUCUUCUUCUUCUUCUUCUUCUUCUUCUUCUCGUGUUGUAACCUCACUGCACAGGGCCCCCAUAUUCCACCCCCCAGCCUUACCCAUUGUGAUGUCUAAAGAGGCAGGGCAAGGUAGGUUGUCACCACCUACCCUGACACCCAUCCAGCCAAUGGGCUUAUCGGGAAAAGGUCAGAAUCAACACAGGCCGCCCACAUUGAUGCCCGAGCUCAGACACGGAGCGGUUGCUGGAAAGAGGGUGGCUCCUGAGCCAAUAUCCAUUGUAAACAAAGGUUAUGAUUUGCAGAGGGGUGGUGUUGUGCACAACCGAGAAAGAGUGGUAAGCGGUCACACGCCCAAUGGAGGAUUGGUGAACACACAGGCUGCCACUGCUUCUGUUAUUGUUCGUUCUUCUGGUUACAUGCACACACCUGUGAACCACACCAUCACUGAAAGGUUGCUUUCCCAAGUUCAGUGUGACCAUAUGCGAACAUUAGAAAGUUUGCCAAGCACACACUUGAAGGAUGGCUAUGUUCAGUGUAAGAGGGGCAUCCUGUGGACCCCUGUCGACACUGUACACCCUGUUAACAUGGUCGCUUUAAAACAGGACAACACACCUUUGAACAUGGCUAAAAAUAUGAGUACUCAUUUUUCCAACUGUGGGGUGAAAUAUUCUGUUAAUGUAGAUACACCGCACUCAAGAAGAGACUUAGUAUCCGAGCAGUGUGAAAAGGAGAAGGAGGAUGUUGGUAAGGUAGCUCAGCCAAAGGUGAAUCUCUCCUGUUGUCCCCCUAGAGGCAUCCCCCAUGUAAAGAAACGCAGAGCUGGACUAGCUGCUUUAGAACCAAGACAAAAUAUGCAUGCAGUCCAGCCCCUGCACACUACAGACACUUUGAACCCUACCAAGAGUAGAUACACUUGCACUACACACACUAUGAAUUCCAAAUGCACUGCACACACUCUGGACCAAGAUAAAGAGUCUAUAUUCAAUCCUAGCCCAUCCAAAUACCCCAGGUUAGCCCCUGAGGUCACUGGGGUUGUAGCCAACAAACCAGGCUCAGUGGCAAAAGUUCAGCCUCUGUCUCCUUCAGCCCAUACUAACCAACCUGCCCAGUCUGGUCAGAACAAUUACCACAAACUGAAAAAAGCUUGGCUUACCCGUCACUCUGAGCAGGACAGAGGUAGUGUCACCUCAGAGACAGCAGGGGGCAGUACCACACUAACCACCACAACCACUGUCUCUCUGCCCAUCAAACAGGAGGUGAAUAGACUGGAGGAUAAAUGGCCCAUACAGGAGGGCAAAGAACUUUUUCUGGAUAAUAGGAAAUUUAAAACUCUAGACAGGAAAUGCCUUGUUGAAGAUAGGAAGUCCAACACAGAGGAUAAAAAAACACCUCUCACAGGGGAUAAUAAAGUUACUUUAGAAGAUGUAAAGCCCACCAUGGAUAGAAAUUUCAACUUACAGAGUAAGAAGUCUAACUUUCAGAAACUAUGCAUUAAUUUAAGGAAGCCAAACCCAGCCGACAUAAAGAUAGAGAAGGAUAAUCACGGGGAGAAACGGAUCUUUCAGUCCCGCUUUGAAAGUGAGAGUGGGGGGGACUCGAGCAAUGAAAGCGAGUGUCACAAAUCCAACCCAGGGAGCAUUCAUCAGCCCAAACCUGCAUUCAAAAAGAAGCAGAAUGACCAGAAAAAGCAGAGGGGUGAGAAUGAGAGAGAGGGGGAAGAGGAAGAGGGAGAAGAGGAUGAGGGGAAACUUAAUGGCACAAUCCAGACUACCAAAGAGAAAUCUCAGCACAGGCUGCCUAGCAACGGCAUUCCUCGUUCAGUGCUAAAGGACUGGAGGAAGGUAAGGAAGCUGAAGCAGAGCGGCGAGGCCUUCCUGCAGGAUGACUCGUGUGCAGAGAUUGGAGCUAAUGUGCAGAAAUGCCGGGAAUGUCGAUUGGACCGCUCACGCAAGGCCCAAGAGCCUGUCAUUUCACCUGUCUUCUGUCGCUUCUACUACUUCCGCAGACUGUCAUACAGCAAGAACGGAGUAGUGCGUGUGGACGGCUUCUCUGUUGUUGAAGACACUGAUGAAGAAGCAGUGCGAGUGUGGAUGGCGGGCUUUGAGGACGAAGAGGAAGACAAGCAAAGGGAGAUGGAACUGGACACCGCCAAAUAUAUUCUCACGCUCAUAGGAGACAAGUUUUGUCAGCUUGUCAAGACAGAAAACACUGCUAUCACAUGGGUCAAGAAAGACACCCAGGUAAUGUGGAAGCGAGCGGUGAGAGGUGUGAGAGAGAUGUGUGACGCAUGUGAGGCUACUCUGUUUAAUAUGCAUUGGGCCUGUCACAAAUGUGGCUUUGUGGUGUGCAUGGACUGCUACAAAGCCCGUGAGAAGAAGAGUGCCAAAGAUAAAGAGCUGUAUGCCUGGGUGAGGUGUGUGAAAAACCAGCCCCAUGACCUGAAGAACCUAAUGCCUACUCAAAUAGUUCCAGAGAGAGUAUUAGCAGAUCUACAGAGUGCCAUGCACUCUAUAAGGAGAGAAUACGGCAUCCCCUCUCAGUGCUCUUGCUUUGGCAGUAGCGCCUUCCUCUCCAGAUCCACCAUCAACGGCCUCUUACAGCUUUCUGAGAGAAGGCAGUACGACUUGAAAAGCCAGCAGCGAAAUCAGCAGAAGAGCGCACAGAACACUGCUCACAAGAUCUCCACAGAGAGAAGAGGAAAACUGGAGUGUGAUGAUAUGGAGAAUUUGGGCAGGAAGUCAGGCAGCCCAGAGCAGGGCUCCACUUUGCGUGACCUCCUGACAUCCACAGCUGGAAAACUGCGGCUGGGAUCCGCCGGGCCUGGAAUCGCAUUUGCACCAGUUUAUAACAACACCGAUCAGACUGUCCAGAAAGCACGCAUGCCCAACCUCCUGGAUGACAUUAUUGCCUCAGUAGUAGAGAACAAAAUUCCCGCCUCAAAGAUGACCAAACUUGGGUUGAACCAGGAUUUGCUGACAGAGGAGGAGGAAGAACUAGCGCUGGAGGAGGUGAAGCCUAUUCAAAUCCCGUCGGCUGACCCGCAUAACAGUGUUCCACAUGAUUGGAUAGGCAACAAUCGGUUGCUUUGGCUUAAAGAUCAUCGUCACCUAGGCAACCAAAGAUUGUUCAAAGAGAACUGGACACAAGAGCAGCCGGUACUGGUCUCUGGCCUGCACAAGAGUCUGAAUGCCAGUCUGUGGAAGCCAGAACACUUUAGCAGAGAAUUCUCAGCACUCCACAGUGAUUUCUACAACUGUCGUGAUGGGAGCAUCAUAAACACCUGCGUCAAGGAAUUCUGGGAUGGAUUUGAGGACGUGUCAAAGAGAACUAAAUCUGCUAAAGGUGAUCAUGCUGUAUACAGACUGAAGGACUGGCCAUCAGGGGAAGAGUUCCUGGCACUCAUGCCAUCCAGGUAUGAAGAUAUUAUGAGGGCUUUGCCAGUUCCAGAAUACACUGGUCCAGAUGGCGCCCUCAACCUUGCCUCUCGCCUUCCAUCGUUCUUCAUCCGUCCAGAUCUGGGUCCUCGACUCUGCUGUGCACAUGGUGUGACAGCAUGCCCAGAGCAGGACUUUGGAACCAGCAAUCUGCAUGUUGAAAUCUCUGACACUAUGAGCAUUCUGGUCUACGUGGGUGUAGCCAAGGGCAAUGGAGCGCUCUCCAAGUCAGGAGUUUUGAAACUCUUAGAGAGAGAGGAUCUAGAUGAGAGUGCAAAGAAGAGGCUGAGAGAUCCCGAUGAAACUCCAGGCGCACUGUGGCACAUCUACCUGAGUAAAGAUCUCCAUAAGAUCCAGGAAUUCCUCCAAACGGUAACAGUGGAGCGUGCUGAGGCAGAUGCUGAGGCUGACUCUGAGGCAGAAUUGGAGAAUGAGGCAGACCCUCUUCGUGAGGGGUGCUGGUACCUAAGCCCGAAGCUGCGGCAGAGGCUUCUGGAUGAACACGGUGUGGAGAGUCGCACACUGCUACAGUUCUACGGAGACACUGUGAUUAUUCCUGCCGGAGCUCUGCACCAGGUGAUGAAUUUGCACAGUUGCAUUCAGGUGAAUGUGGACUUUGUGUCCCCUGAACAUGCUCACAACUCAUAUUUCCUGACCCAGGAGCUCCGCCCUCUCAAAGACCAAGUUAAUUAUGAGGACAAAUUACAGGUAAAGAACAUCUUCUACCACUCAGUGAAGGACGCUGUGGCCGCUCUGAGCCGGCACUUGAAAGAGCAGAGCACAGAGGAGGUGAAGGAGGAAGAAUGCUGACGGCAUGCGUGCUCACUAUGUGAGCAUGGCGCCAGGUGCAGACAAUCUUCAGAGGGGAACCAUUUCUCUGCGAACCAAUUCCAGAGUCGCACAUUUCACACCAAUGACCAUAAACACUAUUUUGCUUCUGUGCAAGAACCCAACACUUCCUCCAUGAUGUCACCAUAUUCUGUUUGAUUAUUGUCACUGUAUCUUCACCAGAGCUCAGCUCCACCCUGAUAUCUUCCUGCUUGGCCAGGAAGUGAGGUGAGAGGUUGAGGCAUGUCUGAACAUUGGAACAGAGGAAGUGGAUCUCUCUCCUGAGCAGGCAGCUGCAAAGUUGCUGAGUAGGAAGAGAGGUGAACUGCUAAGCACAGCACUUUCGAGCUCUCACAUGCUGUAUGCUGUGGAUAACCAAUGCAAAAGAACAACAGCAAAGGCUUUUUUUUUUUC